Tribolium madens (black flour beetle) is the source of this 2028-nucleotide messenger RNA. RefSeq names its product protein king tubby (gene ktub). NCBI's taxonomy places the organism in Eukaryota, Metazoa, Arthropoda, Insecta, Coleoptera, Tenebrionidae. The coding region runs from base 142 to 1344 and encodes 400 amino acids. Gene Ontology annotation, biological process: protein localization to cilium. Gene Ontology annotation, cellular component: cilium. The transcript has 4 exons. The record is from RefSeq and is a predicted model, not a curated record.
UCCAGUGGGGUUCGUCUGAUUGUAAACAAAACGCGAAUUAAUCGUUUUUUAUUGGAAUUAGCCAGAAAUUGGAUCGAUCGGUGCAUCUCCAAGAGUUACAGAGCGAGUAGCUAUCAACAAUAAGAAGAUUUGGCAUGAGAAAUGUUAGAAAUGGACGUGAGAAAUCAAAAAUUAGAACAACAAAGACAAAUAAUGGAACAGAAAAUGAAGCAGAAACGAAUGACGUCCGGCAUGAUCCAAGCUUCAGACGUUCGAAAAAAUUCAGCGACUUUGAGAACAAACAGCGGCAAUAGGAGAGAAUUACACGGUUAUGAUGGUCCGUUACAGUACAGCAUGGCUAGGGACAACAACCCUGAUCAAGUUAUAUCAAUAUUGUCAAGUCCUGACAGUGCUGAUGACACUGUAGUUGAAGAUUUGACAAACACCGCUUCAAAUGACCUUAUGGAUGUUGAAGACGAUGAAUCGUCCCCAAUCGCCUCCACCCCCAACAAUGGCAACAUGCCAGUUAACCCCAUUAUCGACCAACCAGCUUUUAUCAAUAAUGGAACGGGCGAAAUCGAGGGCGACAUUGAAGGCAACGUGGAGAAAUUUGUUCUGCAACCGGCCCAACAAAAAGUUUUGUACAAAUGUAGGAUAACUAGGGAUAGGAAAGGCAUGGACAGGGGGCUGUACCCCACUUACUACCUUCAUCUAGAACGCGAUUACGGCAAGAAAGUGUUCCUCCUAGCCGCCAGAAAACGCAAAAAGAGUGCCACAAGCAAUUACCUGAUAUCAACCGACCCCACGGACCUUUCACGCAGUGCGGAGUCUUUCGUUGGCAAGUUGCGCUCUAACCUUCUUGGUACGCAAUUCACCGUCUAUGACAACGGCAUCUCUCCCCGGAAGGCCAACUUUAAGGAGGGCGUCACCCCCCGCCAAGAGCUGGCGGCUGUGACGUACGACACGAACGUGUUGGGGUUUAAGGGCCCCCGAAAAAUGACAGUGAUUCUCCCGGGGAUGACGCUAGAGCAGGAGAGGGUGGCGAUUUACCCCCAGGACGAAAGCGAGAGUCUCAUCGAGUGUUGGAAGUCAAAAAAUAUGGAUAAUUUGAUUGAGUUGCAUAAUAAAACGCCGGUGUGGAACGACGAUACUCAGUCGUAUGUUUUGAAUUUUCACGGACGGGUGACGCAGGCGUCGGUGAAAAAUUUUCAGAUUGUCCACGACAGCGAUGUGGAGUAUGUCGUGAUGCAGUUUGGGAGGGUGGCGGAGGAUGUCUUCACCAUGGAUUACCGGUACCCCAUGUGUGCUCUGCAGGCGUUCGCUAUCGCGUUGAGCAGUUUCGAUAGUAAACUCGCCUGCGAAUAAUCGAAUUUCAUUGUGCCUCACAAAAUUUGAGCUUACGGCUAAUUGUACUUAAGGUUUUAUAUACACUGGAAAAAAGUUCCGUUGUUAAGGUAAUUCUAGUCCGUUUUUAAACGAAAUGUUAUUUUUUAAGAUUUUAUAAUCAUAGAUGAUUUUUAUUAUUAAGAAUAGUUUUCUCUUUUUUUUUAUUCGAAUAUACUUUAGUGCGGCCUUAUAUUUUGCCUUAAACUAUUCGUACUCUUAGGAUUGUUUGCAAAUUUCACUUGUUUAGAGAGUAGAUCGUCAAACGAUACACAAUACAAUCAAAUUAAGUGUUUUCAGUGUCUUGGAAUUGUCAAUUCACGACCCAUUUGUUCCAAAAAUAAACACUAAAUGUUGUGUUCAAGUCGUGGAUAUAAGCUCACGAAAAUCAGUAUUUAUUGAUAGUUCAAAAUAGGACUUGGUCCGCUUGUGUAUUUAAAGAAGCUCAGGAUUUAUUUAAAAAACAUAAUUAAAUGAAAUGUAUUUUUGUAAUUACCUGAUGCUAAUUGCUUGUGUAACUUUCAUUUAUUUAUUCUUAAGUAGUUUCUAGUUGAACAUUCCAAUCUGAAUCAAACAUUUUUUGAUAUUGUUACGAGAUUUCCAACUUGUUUUAGCAGUAUUGUACACGUUUUUAUGCCUAUUGCAUUAAUAAAGAAUGAUCCACUA